Messenger RNA from Linum trigynum, 1971 nucleotides. The record is from the annotation of a GenBank genome assembly. NCBI's taxonomy places the organism in Eukaryota, Viridiplantae, Streptophyta, Magnoliopsida, Malpighiales, Linaceae.
AUGGAGUUCACGUUGCUUUGCAACCUCGGCGGCCCUCACAAUGCUAGCGUUUCUUUACGUCUUCGGUUGCUGCAUGUGUGGGCGUCGAAGUCUCUGGGGGAUAUUAGGAUUUACAAUUACUGUACUCUUUGGACCGAUGAAACGGGGACGCUGAUUCACGGUGUUUCGCCGACUUCAAUGGCUGCUGGGAUCCGUCGUAACCUUUCUGUUGGGAAGAUUUAUGUUGUAAAGUCCUUUGGUUUGAGCAACCCGCCGAAUCAGUAUCGCCCAUGUUCCUUUGAUUUGGCUUUGGGUCUCUCGCCCUCGACUUCCUUUCAGGCCUGUAGUCUUCCUGCUGAGAGUUUUCCGGUUGAUGCGUAUGAGUUUGUGUCUUUCUCCCAGUUGAGUUUGCGUGCUGGUAAUCACCGUUUCUUGACAGAUGUCGUUGGCCGACUCCAUUCGAUCAGUGGGAUAUCGCAUAAAAUCACUAAUAAUGGUCCUGCAGUCAAGCAGACGGUUAUUAUCGAGGAUGAAAGGUUCUCUCGCUUUUCUACGAUUACUAUUACACUCUGGGAUGAGUUUUCUGCGGUGUUGGACCAUGUUGCACUUACUCAGGCUGACUCGAUUGAGGCUGUGAUUCUCGCUUUCGGUGGUUUGCUGGUUAAUAAGUUGGGAGAUGAUUAUAUUCUCUCGAGCUCCGCUGGUACACGCAUAGCAGUCAACCCUUCUGUACCAAAGGCUUACUAUCUUGCAUCUAGGUUUGCUGAAAAGCACGAAGUUGUUGAGUCCUUGCUAGUGGAAUUUGCCUCUGUUGCUGAUGCUGCUGCUGAUGCAGACCGGCGUACCAAGAGCCUGGACCAGUUGCUGAGCUUGUCUCGAACGAAUUCCUCUCUGGAAGAGAAGUAUCGUUGUGGUGGAGUGAUCGUUGAUAUCGAGUCUGGUGCUCCUUGGUAUUACAUUUUGUGCAAGCUAUGCUCGCGAGCAGUUUCAAAGCGUCGAGACAAUACGUUUUGGUGUCCAAAAGACUGGCCGCUAGAAGAGGAGCAAACUCGGGUCAAUUAUGAGCUCCAACUUACUUUGAGGGAUGACUCUUGCGAGGCUCGGUUCAUUCUGAUGGGUGGCUGUGCCCAUUUGUUGGUUGUCCCGCUUGAUGAUCCUACGGUGGUUGGCGAUUUGCUCGAGUUUUCUUCGCAAUCACCAUUACGUGGUUCUGUUGCUGCUGUUCCGACUUUGACCAUGGGUGCAGCAAGUGUCGCGGGUGGUUCUUCGGGUUCAUCUAGGGUUUCCAAGGGAAAGGAAAAGGUUUUAGGUCCUCUACUCACUGAGGUUUCAGCAGCUCCGUUUAGCAUCACUGAAGGGCCAGAUGAGGCUGACAGUCCGAUAGCCGAGAAUUUACAUAUUCCUUCUCCUGCAAGUAUCGAAAGCAAGGGUAUUGUUGCCGGCCCCAGGAGUCUCGGGGGAUCUCAUCCUUCGGGGAUUAGUGUACAGGCUGGCUCUAGCCCAGCUGUUGUGCCUGUACCCAUUUCUUCUUUGGCCCAGUCCUCUACACCAUCUGGCAGGUCUACUUUUUCGCCGAUUGCCAAGCGUACAUCUGGAAUCGAUGAGUCUGCCAGCCCUGAGGAUGUUAGUCGUGGUCCGUUGAUACCUGCUGCAAAGAUUCUGAAGCCAUCCCCUGAGUCAUCUCCUGGGAAGACCUCUGGUUUAGCCUCUGGCUCUUCGCCUGCGUCAUUGUUGGUUUCUCCACUCGCCAAGAUAAAGGUGGAGAAGUUAGGCAAUGCUGAGGCUCCUCCUCUACCACACGGCGGUUCCUCACAGGCAGGUGCUGAGAUGGAAGAGGAUUCCCCAGUUGACAGUCAGAAGAACCCAGCUGCGAAACGUCCUCUGUUCAAGAGUAAUGCCUCCCAAGAAAAGAAAGACUCAGUAUCAAACUCUGGCACAAUCUUCAAGGCCAAGGAAAUCGCGCUACAAGACUUUGAAACAGUUGGCCUCUAA